AUGCAGGAGCGCCGGGUCAUCCGGCGCACGCUGCGCGACCUGCAGCGCCAGAUGCGCGAGAACCCCGACGAGUUCCUGCAGGCCGACCCCAAGGCCCUGCUCAACUACCUGAACCAGUCGGACAAGAUCAUCCGCGACGUCAAGCAGACCAACGAGGCCGCCAUCGACUCGCGCGGCCUCGUCAUCGCCGCUGACCUGUCGGCCCGCCGCGUUCAGCGCCUGACGUCGGGCAACGUCGGAAAUGGCAUCGACGUCGACGAGUUCGUGUCAAAGUGCAUCACCUUCAUGCUGCAGGGCCGCGGCAUUGAGGACGACGCCGCCGAGGAGCUGUCGAGCACACAGCGGAGGAGGCGGCAGGUGCCGGCGGCGGUGGCGGCACCUGGAGCCUUGGGAAGCGACGAUGAGGACGAGGUGGGCGACGAGGGCGACAUGAUGAACUGGUCGCACCUGGGCCGCUUUGCCGCCGUGCCGAGCGUGCGCCGGCCCGCCGUGACGGGCUUCAUGCUGGGCCCGCUCUCGAUCGAGAAGAAGGCUAGGCGCAUGACUAAGCGGUCGGCGCCCUUCAAGGUGUCUAACCUCAAGGAGGUGCGGCCCGAGGAGCUGCGCGCCGGGGAUCUCAACAAGUCGGACAAGAACGACCUGCCCGCCCUCUGUAAAAAGAUCUACGUCAGUCUCGAGUUGGCGCAAAGGGAAGCGCAGGACGACGUCGACAAUGACCUGCCCGAGGAUUUCACCGAAGAGCAGCUGACCGCUGCCAUGAGCCGCUAUUCGUUGCGAAGAAACGGCGGCAUAGACCUUUUACACUUCGUCAUUAACCCCCACUCGUUUGGGCAGACGGUCGAGAACAUGUUCUACGUCUCCUUUCUCAUCCGCGAAGGCAGCGUGAAGCUUGAAUUUGACAAGGACGGCUUCCCCGAGCUACAACCAGCUGACAGAAACUUAACAUCCGGCAUGGCUCGCUCCAAGCAUAGCACCACGAGGCACCAGAGCAUCAUGUCGAUCGACAUGAAGACGUGGCGCGACAUCAUCGACGCGUUCGGCAUCACGGAGCCCAUGAUUCCCCACCGAGAAAAGGAGCAUCAGCAGGGCCCCGGCGCGCGGGGCUGGUACAGCUAG
Messenger RNA from Lasiosphaeria miniovina, 1116 nucleotides. Its product is annotated as Nse4 C-terminal-domain-containing protein. Lineage: Eukaryota; Fungi; Ascomycota; Sordariomycetes; Sordariales; Lasiosphaeriaceae. The record is from RefSeq and is a predicted model, not a curated record. Gene Ontology annotation, biological process: DNA repair. The transcript has 2 exons. Gene Ontology annotation, cellular component: Smc5-Smc6 complex; nucleus. Bases 1 to 1116 code for a protein of 371 amino acids.